UAUUUGUUACAUUUUAAAGGAACUGGACAUUCGAAUAAAAAUCGGUCUUGUAACUAGAUAACAAAAGUGAAAAAGGCCACGUAAAAGAAGAGUUAAUUACUUAUUGACAAUGACAUGACAUUAUGUUAAAUGUCAUUAUUUUAUAAAAUGCAAAUUUCAUUGUUGUGAUUUCUCAUUCUCAUUAUUCAUAGUCAUGAUUUUACGAAGAGAUUAAACGAACUUUCUAGACACAACGAUUUCAAAUAUAUACACUUUCCACAGGGACAUGCGCUUAUUCUGUAUUCUAAAAUAGUGUUGUACACGAAGUGCCUUAAGUUUGGUGUGUUUACUUUUUAUUUUAAUAUGGAACUUCCACAUCUAGGCGAACAUUGUGCAAAAUCAGAUUGUCACAAAUUAGAUUUCCUGCCUGUAAAAUGUGACGCCUGUAAUGGUAUAUUUUGUAACGAACAUUUCAGUUAUAUUUCUCAUAAUUGUUCAAAAGCUUACGAAAAAAACAAUCAAGUACCUGCUUGUCCGUUGUGUAGUAAACCCAUACCAGUAAAAAAGGGGGAACAUCCGGAUUACGUAGUUAGUGCUCAUAUAGAUACUGACUGCCAGUCUGAUCCAGCAAAAAGUAGAAGAAAAGUGUUCACAAAUCGGUGCUCUUAUAACAAAUGCAAAAACAAAGAAGUCAUCCCUGUGAUAUGCAAUGAGUGUUCAAAGAACUAUUGUGUUAAACAUAGACAUCCCACUGACCACAGCUGUGAUGGUAGAAAAUCAAGGCCACAAAAUUUGAGUGACAAUAUUCAUGGCAAUCUCAGUGAAGAUGAAGCUUUAGCCAGAGCUCUUGCUCUAUCUAUGAAUAAUAGUGUACCUACUAGUAAAUCAAAACAAGAAGAAUUGGAUUUGGCUUUAGCCAGGCAACUACAAGCUUCUGAAACUCGAACAACAACAGCACCAAGUGCUAGAAGUUCUGAUAGAUGUAUUGUAUCUUAAAAUUAUUACUAAAUGCUCAUACAUUAUGAAAUGCUUGUAACAAUGAUUAUAUAUACUUAUUUUUAUGUUAAUUUGUGACAAUGAAAUAUAUUUAACUGUGCCUUAUGGUUUUUUGAAGAGUUGGCUCAAUUAGGUUGUGUAGGAUAUUGUCGUUAAUACUGCAAGUCAGCUAUGUCAAAAAAAUCAAACAUUAACUUUAUUGUAUGCAACCAAUAAUGCUUCAUAUAUUGUCAGUAUUCCAUACAAAAGAUGUACUUAUAAUAUCUGUCAAUAUGAUCUGUGUAUGAAUUAUUAUGUAAUAUUUCAAAUUUUAUAGUCUCUUGUAAAAUGAGUUUUUCGUGAUAUGUAGUAUCAAUGAUAUAUAGUUAAGUUUCAAUGAAAAUUCUAAUUUUUGAAUGUUAUUGCUUUUGCAGAUUUACACUAUGAAUAUACAUAUUUUUAACUGUCUAACAAAAAGACAUGUCUUACACUGUUUAAAAUUUAAAUGCUUUAAAAUAAGAAAAAUGUUCAAAUUUUUGCACUCUUGUGCGGAGUAUGCACACUUUUAUCAUAUACUCUUUUAUCUAUAAAAAUGCAAUUAUUUCAAUAAAUAAAACAUUCCAAUUAA
Psylliodes chrysocephalus is the source of this 1582-nucleotide messenger RNA. The record is from the annotation of a GenBank genome assembly. Lineage: Eukaryota; Metazoa; Arthropoda; Insecta; Coleoptera; Chrysomelidae.